Molecule: messenger RNA, 780 nt
Organism: Penicillium angulare
Lineage: Eukaryota; Fungi; Ascomycota; Eurotiomycetes; Eurotiales; Aspergillaceae
Exons: 2
Coding region: 1-780 (259 amino acids)
Source: RefSeq, a predicted model, not a curated record
AUGAGGAAUCUACUACUUCAAGCUCUGUUAGCUGUGUGGAUGGCUUGUAUGGUCUCUGCAUACGGGAACUAUGGAGCGUACGAAAGAGUGAUGUUUUGGUAUGCCUACCAAAUUGAUUGCGAUAUACACGGCGGACUUUCUCAAAUUGUUGCCCCCGCCUGCAGUCGUAAGGGGCGAUGCACCUUCGAGCAGUUCAUGAAGUACAUCGAGAAAUCGCAACCAAAUGUCACCCCGAGAGGAAUUGCGAACAACCUGGGCGUCGAUGAAAUGGCCGGGAAGCUCUAUGAUCAGGGCUUUAAGGGAAAAUACGAUGGCACGCAUAUUAUUGAGGGAGAGUCAGAUGACGAGCAAACCACAGCUCGAAUCUUCAAGACAAUCGCCCAAAAGUUCCGAAAAGAAGCCUUCAUCAAUGACGCGAAGGAAAAGAGCAUGGAAAACUACAAGAGUAUGCGAACGGCUUCUCAGCGCGUGCACUUUCUGCGAAAUAUCGAAUUCGCGGAUGACUUGAAAGCUGGGCUAGAAAACAAGGGCUACACAGUCAAAACAAAGUCAAAGCAGCUCACCAGCGAUGCCAACAGUCAAAAAGCGGACUUCGUGAACGUCAAGGCAACACGACAAGCCAAUUCCAACAUGUCAGAAAAGGAUUGGGAAGACUUAUUUGAUGGCUUUGUUGGAAAAAAGGGUAACGACAAAAAAUGGGGCAAGAUGAACAUCCACUCUCAGGUUCUUCAAUCUGCGAAAGAGGUUAUGCUAGGCAUUCGGACUUGCAGUAACAAUUAA